GGGCCGGACCCGGACCAGAUCAGGAUGAAGGCCCUGAUCCUGGUGGGCGGCUAUGGCACCCGGCUGCGACCCCUGACCCUCAGCAUCCCUAAGCCGCUGGUGGAUUUCUGCAACAAGCCCAUCCUGCUGCAUCAGGUGGAGGCGCUGGUGAAGGCGGGUGUCAGUCAUGUGAUUCUGGCUGUGAGCUACAUGUCAGAGAUGCUGGAGAAGGAGAUGAAGGAGCAGGAGCAGAGGUUGGGAAUCCGCAUCUCGCUGUCCCACGAGAAGGAGCCUCUGGGAACGGCGGGGCCCCUUGCACUGGCCCGGGAGCUGCUCAUGGAGAACUCGGAUCCCUUCUUCGUCCUCAACAGCGACAUUAUCUGCGACUUCCCUUUUACUGACAUGGUGCAGUUCCAUCAACGUCACGGCAAGCAGGGCACCAUUGUGGUGACCAAGGUGGAGGAGCCCUCCAAGUACGGAGUGGUCGUGUGCGAGGCAGAGACUGGUUGCAUCCACCGGUUUGUGGAGAAGCCCCAGGUGUUCGUCUCCAACAAGAUCAACGCUGGCAUGUACAUCCUCAGCCCCUCCGUGCUGGAGCGUAUCCAGCUACAACCCACCUCCAUCGAAAAGGAGAUCUUCCCUGUGAUGGCCAUGGAUGGACAGCUGUAUGCCAUGGAGCUUCAGGGGUUUUGGAUGGACAUCGGGCAGCCCAAGGACUUCCUCACGGGAAUGUGCCUCUUCCUCCAGUCACUGCACCAGAAGCACCCAGAGCGGCUCCACUCGGGGCCCGGGAUUGUGGGCAACGUGCUCGUGGACCCAACCGCCCAGAUCGGCCAGAACUGCAGCAUCGGGCCCAAUGUGAGCAUAGGGCCGGGUGUGGUGGUGGAGGAUGGCGUGUGCAUCAAGCGCUGCACCAUCCUGAGGGGCGCCCGCAUCCGCUCCCACUCCUGGCUCGAGUCCUGCAUCGUCGGCUGGAGCUGUCGUGUGGGCCAGUGGGUGCGCAUGGAGAAUGUGACGGUGCUGGGGGAGGACGUCAUUGUGAAUGAUGAGCUCUACCUCAACGGGGCUAACGUGCUGCCCCACAAGUCCAUCGGCGAGUCAGUGCCUGAGCCCCGCAUCAUCAUGUAGGGGGGCCAGCCGUCGUCGUCCCCCCUUCGGCCCCUUUCCUCCCGGCUUCUGUAUUUAUUUCCUCUUGCUGCCCUGGGCCUUCCCUGCCCCAGGGUCACCUUGUGCCUUGAGGGAGGGACGGAGAGGAACAGGGAGGGCUGGGACGCGCUACUGCGGCCUUGUAGGGGAGCCAAGGGACCUGUCCUCUGGGGGUCGGGAGGAGAGUGAGAGGGGAUGGUCUCUGUACAUAGCUCUGUUUAUAAGAUGAGAAUUUAAACAAAACUGGAAUUAUAUUGUUUUCAGAAA
Molecule: messenger RNA, 1392 nt
Organism: Tachyglossus aculeatus (Australian echidna)
Lineage: Eukaryota; Metazoa; Chordata; Mammalia; Monotremata; Tachyglossidae
Gene: GMPPB
Product: GDP-mannose pyrophosphorylase B
Exons: 10
Coding region: 25-1107 (360 amino acids)
Biological process (GO): cell wall mannoprotein biosynthetic process; GDP-mannose biosynthetic process
Cellular component (GO): cytoplasm
Molecular function (GO): mannose-1-phosphate guanylyltransferase (GTP) activity; GTP binding
Source: RefSeq, a predicted model, not a curated record